This is a messenger RNA of Cryptomeria japonica (Japanese cedar), 489 nucleotides long. RefSeq lists its product as uncharacterized. The record is from RefSeq and is a predicted model, not a curated record. The coding region runs from base 1 to 489 and encodes 162 amino acids. The transcript has 2 exons. NCBI's taxonomy places the organism in Eukaryota, Viridiplantae, Streptophyta, Pinopsida, Cupressales, Cupressaceae.
AUGGGGGAGAGGACGGGAGAUGACAGAGGAGAGGAGGGAAGAGGGGAAGAGGAGGGAAGACAAGUAGAUGAGGGGGAGGAGGAGGAUGUAGACAUUGGUGGAGACAUCGAGUCUAUGAGCAGUGGAGAUGAUGAUGAUGAUUCCUCAGAGUCAUCGAGCAGGGACGGGGAUGAUGAUGAUGAUAUGCUGGAGCUAGAGGAUGUUCUUGCUACAGAGGGGGCAAGAGGAGGACAAGGUGGUGAUGGAGAUGAUGAUGAUGAUCCACAGAUUCUCAGAGCACGGAUUCAGAGUCUAGAGGACGAGCUCUACCAUGAGGAUGUACCUGAGGGACAGAGAGCUCAUAGCUUUAGUAAGGUUAGAGGUCAUUCUAGUUCUAGUAGGAAUUCUACACAGAGGACCAGCAGUGGUGGUGUCAUGGGUCCACCUCGACAUCUUGGGGAAGGAUCUAGCAGGAAGGAUCCACCUGUUGACAAAGGCAAUGUGGGUUGA